GGCAGCGGGGGCCUUUCAUAGCAGGCCAUGAGCGGCGCAGCCCGUUGCUGUGUGUGUCGCACAUCAUGGCGGCGCCCUUGCUGAGCGCGGCGCUGCGCUGCGCCUGGAGCGGGCGGGCGUUCGGUACCGCGGCUGCGCUCUGUAAACGGGCCGCCCCCCUGGGCCCGAUGCCGAACGAGGACAUUGAUGUGAGCAGGCUGGAAGAGCUGGAGAAAUACCGCAGUUAUACACGGUACUUUAAAAUGGCCGAGAAGGAGAGCAGGAAAGUGAGGUGGUGGAAAACGUACCGACAGUACAGCGACACACAGCAGGAGCCGAAGACUGACAUCAGCCUGCCGCGUGAUAAGGUGCUACGGGCGGGAGAACACAAGGAAAGAAAAAGAAUCCUGAAGCAGAACCACCAGAACGCCGAGAUGGAGAGAGCAGCACGGCUCCGGACUGCACUGAUCCCUCUCGAUGAGGUCAGGGCAGAAUGGGAGAAGACCAGCGGCCCUUACCACAAGCAGCGCCUGGCGGAGCACUAUGGGAUAUUUCGUGACUUGUUCCAGGGGGCCACCUUCACCCCCUGGGUUAGUUUGAGGGUGGGAUACAACCAGGAAGAUGAGCACGUGGUGCCAGUCUACUACGGGAACAUGGUGACUCCAUCAGAGGCUUCCAAUCCUCCUGAAGUGUCGUAUGAGGCAGAUAAAGGCUCUCUCUGGACUUUAUUGCUCACAAAUCCAGAUGGACAUUUAAGAGAGACUGAUUCAGAGUACCUCCAUUGGCUGGUGACAAACAUCCCAGGCAAUGACAUCAAGUCGGGUAAGGAGAUGUGCCAUUACUUGCCCCCCUUCCCUGCCAUGGGAACUGGCUACCAUCGCUUCAUCUUCCUGCUCUUCAAGCAAGAUCGCCCCAUAGAUUUCAGCGAGGAUGUCCGGCCGAUGCCAUGCUACAGCCUCAAGAUGCGAACCUUUAGCACGUUUGACUUCUACAGAAAGCACGAGGAUGACAUGACCCCAGCAGGGCUGGCGUUCUUCCAGUGCCAGUGGGACAGCUCUGUUACUUGGAUCUUCCACCAGCUGCUCAAUAUGAGAGAGCCUGUGUUUGAAUUCGUGCGGCCGCCCGUUUACCAUCCUCCACAGUUAAAAUUCCCACGUUACCAGCCCCUGAGAUACCUGGACAGAUACCGAGACAGCGAGGAGCCCACCUAUGGCAUUUACUAGGGCCCUGGUGUCUCCCUUUUGCUCUGCUGUCCAGUGCAGGUCCAGCAGAUGGGGCUGCCGGCUUCCCUGCCUUCACCCAGCCGGGCAGUCGGGAGCCUUCAGCGCCUCUAGAGGGAGAGACAACAAAAUCUCAGCACCUUGGCUCUGAGUUCCACUUUGCUGGCUCUGCUGGAAGGCAUGCGGCUGAGGGCAACAGGCAUUCAGUGCUGGCAGCUGUCAGGGAAAAAGGCUGUUUCAGAGCACGUUCGUGGAUGAAAACUAAUCCACAUCCAGGCUGAAAUCCCGCUACUGGUUCUGUAGCAGAGCUGAUGAGUAGCAGCAGCAAGACAGAGUCCACCAGAGAUGCCCUGCCUUGCUUCUCUGGAAGGGUGACCGUUCUCCUUUCACCUGCCCAUGAAACAAACAAUCCAGGCCAACUUGCAUCUCCUUCCCCUUUCUGUGCUGCAGUUCAGGGCUAUGCCAGCUUUCAUUUCUGUGUUCAGAUUAAUGAAUCAGAUUAAAUACUCUGAGUGA
Messenger RNA from Coturnix japonica (Japanese quail), 1715 nucleotides. RefSeq names its product mitochondrial ribosomal protein L38 (gene MRPL38). NCBI's taxonomy places the organism in Eukaryota, Metazoa, Chordata, Aves, Galliformes, Phasianidae. Gene Ontology annotation, cellular component: mitochondrial large ribosomal subunit. The record is from RefSeq and is a predicted model, not a curated record.